Molecule: messenger RNA, 1416 nt
Organism: Paracoccidioides brasiliensis Pb18
Product: N-acetylglucosamine-6-phosphate deacetylase
Exons: 2
Coding region: 1-1416 (471 amino acids)
Biological process (GO): N-acetylglucosamine catabolic process
Molecular function (GO): N-acetylglucosamine-6-phosphate deacetylase activity
Source: RefSeq, a predicted model, not a curated record
AUGCCCUCCAUAACCCAGCCAACCCCCAUCCCGCGCAUCACAAAAUUCACCAACUGCCGUAUCCCCCACAACGACCAGCUCAUCGAGCAAGAUCUCUGGGUCGACUCCUCCUCCGGCAAGAUCCUCCAGGACCAACAGGCCUUCUACGAAUACCAGCUGUGUCCAGACCAAAUCAUCGAUCUGGGCGGCCGCAUCCUGACCCCCGGCUUCAUCGAUGUGCAACUCAACGGGGCUAGGGGUUUCGACUUCUCCGUGCCGCAAGCUACGAAGGAAGAGUAUGAUGCGGGUCUGCUGAAGGUGAACCAGGCGCUGGUCAAGAUGGGCGUGACGUCGUAUUUGCCUACGGUCACGAGCCAGCAGAGCUGGGUGUAUAAGGAGGUCCUCCGGUCCCUCGGCCCUUCCGGUGGAUCCCGCCGUCCCGUAGACGGGGCGGAAUCUCUUGGCGCCCACGUCGAAGGGCCCUUCCUCAGCCCCGGCAAAAACGGCAUCCACAGCCCCAGCGUUCUUAUAGCCGCCAACUCAGGUUUCCAGGACCUGAUAGAUUGCUACGGUGCCGAGAACCUCCUCCCGCCAACCACCAGCAGCUCCGAUACGGAUCCCGCCGCAACCCCCACAGCCACUUCAGCCUCCAACUCCGCCUCCGCCUCCGCCGCGGCCCGCACAACGCCAAAUAUAAAAAUGAUCACCGCCGCCCCCGAAGUCGGCCUGAUGAACUCCCUCAUCCCCUCCCUCAUCGCGGAGAACAUAGUCUUCUCCAUCGGCCACUCAGACGCAACCUACGAACAAGCCCUCGACGCCCUCGCCAACGGCGCGACGAUGAUAACCCAUCUCUUCAACGCCAUGCGGCCCUUCUACCACCGCCAUCCGGGCAUCUUCGGGCUUCUGGGCCAUCAGUCCCCGCAUACCAAGCGGCCCUUCUACGGCCUGAUUGCCGACGGCAUCCAUUUGCAUCCGACCAGCAUCCAGAUUGCAUACAAUGCGCAUCCGAGGGGGAUGGUGCUUGUCACAGACGCGAUGAAGCUGUGUGGGAUGCCGGAUGGGGUGUACGAGUGGACGAACGGGGAGAGGAUUGUGAAGAGGGGCCCGUUGCUGACGCUGGAGAGCUCCGUGAAUGGGAAUGCGAAUGGGAAUGGGGAGGUGGGGAAGAUUGCCGGGUCGUCUGCGACGUUGAUUGAGUGUGUGAAUAACUUCAGGAGGUGGGCGGGGACUGGGGUUGUGGAGGCCGUUAGAGCCGUGACGGAGACGCCGGCGAGGAUGCUAGGGCUUGUUGGGACGAAGGGGGUCUUGGUUCCUGGGGCCGAUGCGGACAUGGUUGUUCUGGGGGAGGACGAGGAGGGGACGCUGACCGUUGAUCAGGUUUGGAAGUUUGGGGUGAGGGUUUUCGAUCGGGAGAAGGAUGGGAGGGAUUGGAUGUAG